Messenger RNA from Suncus etruscus (white-toothed pygmy shrew), 385 nucleotides. RefSeq names its product LYR motif containing 2 (gene LYRM2). Gene Ontology annotation, cellular component: mitochondrion. The record is from RefSeq and is a predicted model, not a curated record. The transcript is spliced from 3 exons. The coding region runs from base 1 to 267 and encodes 88 amino acids. NCBI's taxonomy places the organism in Eukaryota, Metazoa, Chordata, Mammalia, Eulipotyphla, Soricidae.
AUGGCUGCUUCCCGAUUACCCCCAGCGACGCUAACGCUGAAGCAGUUCAUGAGAAGGCAACAAGUUCUUCUCCUCUAUAGAAGAAUUUUGCAAGCAAUUCGGAAAGUUCCAAAUGAUUCUGAUCGCAGAUACUUAAGGGAUUGGGCAAAGGAAGAAUUCAAAAGGAACAAAAAUGCCACUGAGGAGGAUAUGAUCCGGAUGAUGAUAACUCAAGGCAAUCUGCAGCUCAAGGAGUUAGAAAAAACACUUGCUUUAGCAAAAUCCUAGCUAUUGCAUUAUUUUUUGUUUUGGGCAGCCCCAAGUUAAAGUCAGACUGUUUCUAUGCAAUAUACUUGGGCAAAAUACCAGAAGAUGAAGCUUAUCAACUCACAGAGAGCAAAGGAAA